Messenger RNA from Choloepus didactylus (southern two-toed sloth), 463 nucleotides. RefSeq names its product non-histone chromosomal protein HMG-17-like. Gene Ontology annotation, biological process: chromatin organization. Gene Ontology annotation, molecular function: nucleosomal DNA binding. The coding region runs from base 74 to 463 and encodes 129 amino acids. The record is from RefSeq and is a predicted model, not a curated record. Gene Ontology annotation, cellular component: chromatin; nucleus. The transcript has a single exon. NCBI's taxonomy places the organism in Eukaryota, Metazoa, Chordata, Mammalia, Pilosa, Megalonychidae.
AUACAGUCCACAGUAGCAUUUCUACUUCAUGCUGCUUGUUUGAAUUUUUAAAAUACAGUUUAAGAGGCUCUUCAUGGAGCAAUGUGAAGAAGAGGUGGGAAUGACCCCAAGAAUGACCCCCAGAAUGGCCAAAGCCCGCGCACUGCUGCAUCCCCACGCCCAGCACCUACAUCCCAUUGCUGUUGCCACCACGCCCAAGAGAAGAGCUGAGGGGGCUGCUAAAGGAGAUAAAGCCAAGGUAAAGGACAAACUACAGAGAAGAUCUGCAAGGUUAUCAGCUAAACCUGCUCCUCCUAAGCAAGAACCCAAGCCUAAAAAGGCCCCUGCAAGGAAGGGAAAAAAGGUACCCAAAGGGCAAAAGGGGAAAGCUGAUGCUGGCAAGCACGGGAAUAACCCUGCAGAUCAUGGAGAUGCCAAAACAGACCAGGCACAGAAAGCUGCAGGUGCUGGAGAUGCCCCGUGA